CUUUUAUUUUAAAUUGUAGGGGCAGAAUAGACAUUUUGCUAUGUCGACGGAUCAGGGGCCGACCCCCACGGGAUCUGUCUGUGUCUCUAGUGAACAAGCCCUAAACCCACAUCUCCUCCUCCUCUCUAUAAAUCAGUCAGUCCAAGUACAGCUCUCUCCUCCUCCGCUCCCACCACCGCCGUUGCUCACCAAUGGGGAAAGGCGGAGCACUCUCGGAUGGGGUGGUUAAAAAUAUCAUCCUCUCAUACACCUACGUCGCUAUAUGGAUCUUCCUCUCCUUCACCGUCAUCGUCUACAACAAAUACAUCCUUGACAAGAAGCUUUACAACUGGCCUUUUCCCAUCUCCCUCACCAUGAUUCACAUGGCCUUCUGCUCUUCCCUCGCCUUCGCCGCCGUCCGCCUCUUCAAACUCGUCGAGCCCGUCUCCCUCAGCCGCCGCGUCUACCUCUCCUCCGUCGUCCCCAUCGGUGCCCUUUACUCUCUCUCCCUCUGGCUAUCCAACUCCGCUUACAUUUACCUCUCAGUUUCCUUCAUUCAGAUGCUUAAAGCCCUUAUGCCCGUUGCCGUUUAUUCCAUUGGAAUUCUGUUUAAGAAAGACGGUUACAAGACUAGUACCAUGUCCAAUAUGCUUGCCAUUUCUUUGGGAGUAGCCAUCGCUGCUUAUGGUGAGGCAAAGUACGAUUCUUGGGGGGUACUUCUGCAACUUGGUGCGGUUGUUUUUGAGGCUACGAGGUUGGUCAUGAUUCAAAUUCUUUUGACUUCCAAAGGGAUUAAUUUAAAUCCCAUCACUUCGCUUUAUUAUGUUGCUCCGAGCUGUUUGGCGUUUCUUGCAAUUCCGUGGGUGUUUGUGGAGUAUCCUGUGUUAAGGCAGCAGAGUUCAGGGUUCCAUUUUGAUUUUGUGAUUUUUGGGACUAAUUCUCUCUGUGCUUUCGCCUUGAACUUGGCUGUCUUCUUGCUGGUCGGAAAGACUUCAGCUUUGACCAUGAAUGUAGCUGGAGUUGUGAAAGAUUGGUUGUUGAUUGCUUUCUCUUGGUCUGUGAUUAAGGAUACGGUGACGCCAUUGAAUUUAUUUGGAUACGGAUUGGCUUUUCUGGGUGUGGGGUAUUAUAAUCACUCGAAAUUGCUGGCACUGAAGGCAAAGGAAGCACAGAAGAACAUGCAAUCGGCAGAUGAGGAGGCAGGGAAGCUGUUGGAUGAGAGGGGUGGAGAUGGAAAGGGGAAAAAGGGAGAUUCACAAGCUUAAUCGGAUAACUGCUUAUUUACAAGAAGUAAAAAAGUUCCAAAAAGAAAAAAGGGAAAAAAAAAAAAAGAAAAGAAAAGAAAGACAGGUGUUAAUUCAAUAAAAGUGAGGAAGAAUUUGGGGUUUUGCAGGUUGACUUUGGUGGUUUUGAGUGGAUCUGGGAUUUAGGUGUGUUGACUGAAGGAUGAUCCUUAAUGUUCAAUGUUUGGUUGUUCCUGGUUGUGGUAUUACUGUUAGAGAUCCACAUUUCUUCUUCAUAAUGCCAGUUAAUGUAUACGUAUAACAUAAAAAUUAUACUUACAUUUUUUUCAUUAAAUUGCCAGUUUUUU
Sesamum indicum (sesame) is the source of this 1570-nucleotide messenger RNA. Its product is annotated as putative sugar phosphate/phosphate translocator At2g25520. NCBI's taxonomy places the organism in Eukaryota, Viridiplantae, Streptophyta, Magnoliopsida, Lamiales, Pedaliaceae. The record is from RefSeq and is a predicted model, not a curated record.